AUGUCGCAAGAAUACAAGCUCAAGGGUCUCUCGUCCCUGUCUCUUUCUCCCGGCUCUAAGCAGGAGGUCGAGGUUGAGGGUAUCGAGGGCGGCAAGGUUCUCCUCGUCAACACUGGAGGCACAACACAGGCUUUGGGAGCCAAGUGUACUCACUAUGGUGCGCCUAUGGCAAAGGGUGUAUUGACCAGCGAUGGCCGCAUCACAUGUCCCUGGCACGGAGCCUGUUUCAAUGCAAAGACCGGCGAUAUCGAAGAUGCCCCCGCCCUCGACCAUCUCCCCGUAUUCAAGGUCGCCGAACGAGACGGUGCCGUUUACGUCACUGGUGAAGAGAGCGCCAUCAAGUCUUCCAAGAGACAACCCAACGUCAAGUGUGCCGGAUCCAGCAGCGCACAGGAUGAGCAUGUCGUCGUUGUAGGUGGUGGCUCAGGUACAUUGGGUGUUGUCGAGAGUCUUCGCGAGAAGGGCUGGAAGGGAGGCAUCACCAUCGUCUCCAACGAAGGAAACUACCCAAUCGACCGAACGAAGCUGAGCAAGGCUCUUUUGACCGACCUUGACAAGUUGACCUGGCGAAACAAGGACUUCUACGAAAGCGGCUCCAUCAAGUUCGUUGAUGGUCACGUCAACAACGUCGACUUUUCUGGUCGCUUUGUUACAACCGAAGGGGGAGAGAAGAUCUCUUACACGAAAUUGGUCCUCGCGACGGGUGGUACACCCAGGCGACUGCCCCUUGAUGGAUUCAAGAACCUUGACAACAUUUUCACUCUCCGCACUGUCAAUGACACAAGAAAGAUUGUCGAUCAGAUUGGCAACAAGGGCAAGAAGAUCGUGGUUGUCGGAUCCUCCUUCAUCGGAAUGGAGUGUGCAGUUGCUACAGCCAGCGACAAUGACGUGACUGUCGUCGGCAUGGAGAAUGUCCCGCUUGAAAGAGUUCUUGGUGAAAAGGUCGGCGCAGGUCUUCAAAAGGCGCUCGAGGGCAAGGGCGUCAAGUUUUACAUGGGCGCGAGUGUCGACAAGGCCGAGCCAUCUUCAUCCGACUCAUCCAAGGUUGGUGCCGUGUGCCUCAAGGAUGGCACAAGACUGGAAGCGGACUUGGUUGUUCUCGGUGUGGGUGUUGCCCCCGCGACUCAGUAUCUCCAGAACAACAGCAGCAUUACACUUGAGAAGGACGGAUCUGUCAAGGUCAAUGACGACUACUCGGUUGCUGGCCUAAAGGAUGUUUACGCUAUUGGCGAUAUUGCUACGUUCCCCUACCACGGACCUGGAGGUGAAGGCAAGCCAGUUCGCAUUGAGCAUUGGAACGUUGCUCAAAAGGCGGGUCGCAUCGCUGCCAACCACAUCGCCAACCCCGGUGGAAAGACGGAGCAUUUCAUUCCUAUUUUCUGGUCAGCAUUGGGCGCACAGCUCCGAUACUGUGGCAACACGAUGGCAUCUGGGUGGGACGACCUGGUGCUUGAUGGCAGCCCAGCCGAGAACCAGUUCGUGGCAUAUUAUUGCAAGGGCGAAACAGUUGUUGCCAUGGCUAGCAUGGGCAGGGAUCCUGCUAUGGCGCAGAGUGCCGAGUUGAUGCGGGUGAACAAGAUGCCCACCAAGACGGAGCUCCAAGAGGGGAUCAGCGUGAUCUGA
This is a messenger RNA of Fusarium pseudograminearum CS3096, 1623 nucleotides long. RefSeq lists its product as uncharacterized. Bases 1 to 1623 code for a protein of 540 amino acids. The transcript is spliced from 2 exons. Gene Ontology annotation, molecular function: 2 iron, 2 sulfur cluster binding; flavin adenine dinucleotide binding; oxidoreductase activity, acting on NAD(P)H. The record is from RefSeq and is a predicted model, not a curated record. Gene Ontology annotation, cellular component: cytoplasm. NCBI's taxonomy places the organism in Eukaryota, Fungi, Ascomycota, Sordariomycetes, Hypocreales, Nectriaceae.